Messenger RNA from Gaeumannomyces tritici R3-111a-1, 1183 nucleotides. RefSeq lists its product as hypothetical. NCBI's taxonomy places the organism in Eukaryota, Fungi, Ascomycota, Sordariomycetes, Magnaporthales, Magnaporthaceae. The transcript has a single exon. The record is from RefSeq and is a predicted model, not a curated record. Bases 160 to 1095 code for a protein of 311 amino acids.
UCGAAUUCAUGUCCAGGGGUAGCUGCUACUGGAAUGCGCUGACAAACGGGCUGUUCUAAUGGGGACAAGGCCUGAAUUCCAGGGCUCCGCAGGGACCAGCAGCACCAGGACUAGGCCUAAUCUCAAACCUCGGCUAACCCAAACCUACCUAGCCCAACCAUGAAAAUGGCCUCCUCCGAGUCCUCCCUCCGGACCCAGCUAGACCGCGACGGCUUCGUCGUGCUUCGGCAGGUGCUGGACGGGCCGACGCUGCAGGCACUCCGGGAGGCGGCGGCCAACGCCACGGCGCUCGCGCGGGCGGGCGGGUGGAAGCACAUCCGCACCGUCGGCAAGCAGUUCCCGCCCUGGCCCGAGACGCCCGACGCCGACGCCGGCGGCAUCUGGGGCGUCCAGCACCUGCUGCACCCGGACAUGCCGGGCCGCGACGUCUUUGCGCGCGCCUACUUUUCCGACGCCGUCCUGGGGCCCACGCGCGAGCUCAUGCGCCAUGAUGUCGAUGCCACCCCCGUGACCGACGACGACCUCGUCAUGGAGCUCUUCAACAUGCUCGUCACCCCCGGCCGCGCCUUCGAGCUCCGCUGGCACCGCGACGACAUCCCCGCCGACGCCACCGCCGAGCAGGAGCUGGCGCGCCUGUCGGCCUCGGCCCACCACCACGUGCAGUACAACCUGGCCCUGCUCGACGACGACGACGACAGCCUCGUCGUCGUCCCCGGGUCGCACGUCCGCGCCAGAACCCCCGCCGAGCGCGCCGCGGGCCCCUACGAGGUCGGCCUGGAGGGCGAGACGCGCGUGCGGCUGGGCGCGGGCGACGUGGUGUUUUACGACAACAACGUGCUGCACCGCGGCGUCUACGACCCGGCCCGCGAGCGCGCCACGCUGCACGGGUCGGUGGGGCGCGCGGGCGCGGGGCUCGCCGCCAGGGCGCGCAACGUGCUGCAGCACGGCGUCGGGGAAUGGGUCGGCCGCUGCGGGUUCGAGGGGUUGGGGGCCGAGGGGGCGCCCGAGAGGCGGAGGGCCGAGGCCAUGCGGGACGGGCUGGUGCGGCUGGGGAGGGACUGCGGCGGCGACGUCGGGUUCUCGCUCGAGGGCUGAGCUGGGCGGGUAGGGUAGGGUAGGGUGGUGGUGGGUGGUGGUGGGUGGUGGUGCAGGGAGAGAGGGGUGGUGGUGCAGGGAGAGAGGG